AUGGCUACUUUACAUUCUCCACGAGCAAAAGAUGCUAAUAAAAAUCGAAGUGCUCGACGAUCACUUGUUUCUGAUGCAUUUCUUUUGUCAACAGGGGAAUCAACUGGACAUAAGAUAAGUCCAAUUAACAUUACAGAUGAAAUUUAUGAAAGUGUUAUUUUUAUUUGGUUCGAUCCACAUGAAAAUUUGAAUACACAUCUUAUGGGACCACUUCGAGCAAUUAAUUUUAAUGUUCAAACUUUUACGGAUCCAUUAGCCUGUUUUGAUACUAUAAAAUCUUCACAACAAAAAAUCUUUUUCAUAUCUUCAUUAUGUAAUAAUGAAUUGAUUGCUACUGUACAUGAUUUUAAUGCUGUCGAAGCAAUCUUUAUACUUGAUCCGAAUAAUGAAAAUAUUAAAGGUGAUUUUCCAAAACUUUUUGGUAUAUUUAAUCAACAAGAAGAAUUACUUCGAAUGCUUAAAGAAGUAUUUAAUACUUUUGAAGAAAUACAACUUGAAGAAUUUGCAUUUGAACAAGAUAAAGUAUUUCUUUGGUCACAAUUAUGGAAAGAAGAUUUGAUAAAUCGAAAAGGAUCAUCAAAUAGAAAUGAUCUUAUUGAAAUAGCUCGACGCUAUUAUCGAGACAAUACUCGAAUAAUUGAAAUUAUUGAAGAAUUCGAAAAAUCAUAUCGACAUGCUGAUGUCAUUAGUUGGUGUUUUCGUUCUCCAUUUCCUACACGUUUUCUUCUUCAUGCACUUCGUUCUCACAAUAAAGCACAACUUAGUGUCUGUCGAUUUCUAUUUGCUGAUGCAUCACGCUUCUUUCAACAACAUUCUAAACAUAAAUCAAGCGAUCAAGUUUAUCGUGGUAUGAAAUUAUCAAGUGAACUUCUUGAUAAAUUUGAAACUCAUGUUGGUCAACUUAUUUGUACAAGUGGAUUUUUUCCUUGUACUAAAUCAAGAACAAAUGCAUUGACACUUGCUUCAUUACCGACAUAUCGUCCUGAUCUUUUAUCUGUUUUAUUUAAAAUUGAUUGUGAUGCAUCAUCUUUAUUUACUGAAUUAUCAAAUAAACAUUCAACAUCAUUGAUUGCAUUUGAUGCUUGUAUGGCAUUUCGUAUUGUCUAUGUUAAUCGUGGUCAAAUGUCAACUGUAAAAUUGAAAACAGCUGGUGAUGCUGGCAAAAAAAUAGCUUUAGAAUAUUUAGAAAAGCAUCCGAAUGAAACAAUACAAUCAUUACGUGAUGAACUUUUGAAACCUCCCAAACCACCGACACCACCUCCUCGAAUACCAACGCCACCUCCUCCAAAACAACUUACUCCUCCUCCACCACGAACACCAACACCACCUCCAAAACCAAAGUCAGCAUUAGUUCACAUAAAAAACUCAAUAGACCCAGUGAUAAGUGUUGAAGAAAUAAAAGCACAGAAAUAUGCAGAACAAGGAGACAUUGAUAUGGCUUUAAUAACUUAUCAACGUAUUCAACCUGUUACAGUUCGUAUACUCAAUGCCAUGGGUCAAUUAUCUGCCGAUAGAAAGGGCGAUUAUGAUUAUGCCUUGCAAUGUCAUCAACAGGCUCUUAAACUUCAAGAAGCGUCUGGUGAAAAUAUUUCUGAUACUCUCACUUAUCUUGGAAAUGUUUAUCAAAGUCGUGGUGAAUUCGAUUUAGCUUUAGAUCAUCAUACACGUGCACUCGCAUUACAUCAAGUUAAUCCAACAACUGAAUCAGUGGCAAUCGCCUCUAAUCUUAUUGGAAUUGCUAAAGCUCGUUGGGGUCGUCAUGAAUAUUCUGAAGCAAUUGCUAAUGGUGAACGAGCAUUAGCUUUGCAAGAAACUCUUAUACCUCCAAAUGAAACAAGUAUAGCUACUACUCUAGCUUUACUAGGUAACAUUUAUCAAGAUUCUGGUGAUAGUACUCAUGCUAUUGAUUUAUGUACAAAAGCACUUCCCCUUUUCGAACGUACCGUACCCAAUGAUUCACUCAUAUUAGCUGAACUACUCUAUAAGCUAGGCAUAAUGCAGUCAAGUUCAGGAGCGUUAGAUGAUGCACAACGAUGUUUAGAACAAUCAUACAAAAUUUAUCGAAAACUUCUACCUAGAGGACAUCAAGACCGUAUGUCGACAGAAAAUGAACUUCGACGUGUUAUUCAAUUACGUCAAAAGAACAAACAAAAGUCACAAACAAAUUCAUGA
Molecule: messenger RNA, 2172 nt
Organism: Rotaria sordida
Lineage: Eukaryota; Metazoa; Rotifera; Eurotatoria; Philodinida; Philodinidae
Source: the annotation of a GenBank genome assembly